Messenger RNA from Ochlerotatus camptorhynchus, 564 nucleotides. RefSeq lists its product as uncharacterized. Bases 1 to 564 code for a protein of 187 amino acids. The record is from RefSeq and is a predicted model, not a curated record. NCBI's taxonomy places the organism in Eukaryota, Metazoa, Arthropoda, Insecta, Diptera, Culicidae. The transcript has a single exon.
AUGGCUAAUGAAUUGCGUGACUUGGUGAAACAAGAACGGAACAUCUUGAAGACAUUUGAUUCAGUGAAAUUGUUCGUUGAAGGAUUCGAUGUUGAAGUGCAUAGUGUGCAAGUGGAUAUUCGGUUGGAGCGACUGGAAAUUGCCUUCAAGGAAUUCCACAACGUCCGUAGGAAGAUCGAACUACUGACGGAUGAUGUUGACGACGAUGAAGAAGAUGCUGCAAUGGAUCCCAAGAAAGAUGCAGAAAAUGCGAUGAUCAUCAUGGAUGCUGAAGACAAGUACUGUACCCUCAAGGCCAUUCUGAUGAGUCUUCGACCGAAGCUGAUAGAUCCUACGGCUAACACUCAACCAGUCGCACACGUUGCCGGUGCAGGAUUAUCACGUGUUAAGCUUCCCGAGAUUCGCUUGCCAACCUUUAGUGGACCGCUCAAGGAAUGGGUAACGUUCCGAGAUACAUUCCGUAGCUUGAUCCAUAAUAAUCCACAGCUAACGGAUAUGGAAAAGUUUACGUACCUUCGAUCGUCGUUGAAUGGAGAAGCGUUACAGGAAAUCAACUCGGUGUAA